CACUAAUUCCAUCUAAUUCAGUGCAUCAGAUACCUUCGUCUGAUUUAAGCAAAAAAGUUGAUAACUACAUUGAAAGUGAGAAUUGGGAACCUUCAGAACAUAGUUCUAAUCUAGAUGACAUUAGUAUCGGCGAUAUUGAAAUAAAUAAGCAUAUUAUAGAAGAAGAUAUACAAUACAGUGAAGCCCCAUCUGAGAAUUCAGAAAGAAAAUUUUCAUCCGAUGGUUUUCCUCAUCAAGAAGAACAUACACCGUUCACAAGUCAAAAUAAGGCAGGCACAAGUCAAAAUGAUAUGUCUGCAAACUCUGAAAAGUAGUAAAAAUAAUGAACAUUUUCAUGUAUCCGUUCGGGACUUUACAGAAAUUCGUGAUUCUUCCGACAGCUUAGCAAAGUUGCUCAAAAGAGGCUUUUAAGCCAAAUGGAAAAUGUCAAAAAUCCCAUCUAAUACAGUGAAACCAACACCUCAAUCUGUUAUAAGCAUAAAAGUAGAUGACUACAUGAAAAACAAUUCACUGGCAACUUCAGAACAUGGUUCUAAUCAAGAUGCGAUCAGUAUUAGUGAUAUUGAAAUGAAUAGGCCUGUAGAAAAGUAUUCUAAACAAAACAGUAACAUUGAAGCUCAAACUAAGAGUUCCAAAACGAAAUUUUCAUCUAGUUUUAGCAUAAAAGUGGAUAAUUACACGAAAAGCAGUUCAUUGGAAACUUCAGAGCAUAGUUCUAAUCAAGAUGCGAUCAGUAUCAGCGAUAUUGAAUUGAAUAUUGGAAAAAAAUCUCCUCAAAAGAGUAAUGCUGAUGCUAAGUUUGAUGACACCGCAGGUCAAAGUAGUUUAAAUAAGGAGAUGUUUUUAAAGGACGAUGUUGAACGUUGGUUUCUACCAGAUUGGUGCAGAUGGUUUGCAUGGUUGUUAGUGUUUUUCCACGUCGCUCUUUGCUCGUUUUUAACCGUGGUAUACGGCUUGCAGUAUGGGAAUUCCAAGUUCUUUAAUUGGAUUUUCACGUUUGCGUUGUCGAUUUUUCAGAAUAUGUUCGUCGUUUCGCCGAUCAGAAUGGUGCUUAUGGCGACUUGGUUCGCUUCUUACGGCCGUUCUGCAGUGCAGAGAAAAGACUGGGUGGGUUUCACGGGGAAGUGGGCCCGAUUACGUGCCCUGGCUAAAUGGAAUGACUUGAAAAAGCAAUACGUUAAUUUGGACCGUGUGUCAAUAGCAAACUUGGCAGAAAAAGCAAGCAUACUUGGUGAAGAUGUUGUUGGCUUCGUGUCAUUUGGUGGCAUUAAAAGGGCUGGGGAAAUUGUGAAACGGCCGUGGUGUUACAGAUUCCCAACGGAGGAAGGUUUGGUUAGAGCUGGAAAGUUGAGAGUGGCAGUGACACAAGUACGGCGCUAUUGGUUGGAAGCAAUUUCCUGGACCUUGCUCGCUGUGUUUGUCACUGCUCUUAUUGUGUUGCAAAGAGACUGGCGGCUUCUGCGUCUCCACAACCGCGCUAGGGAUUACUUUGUCACCUCGUUCUACGAAAUUCAAGCGAGAGGAGACGUUUUCGAGUUUUUAGAAGACGGCUUAGUACCUGCUCUUUUUAAAGAAAAUGAAGCCGCCAUUGCUGACCGUUUUGACAUGCUCGGCCCGAUUAGAAUUCGACAGACCAGGAUCAAACCAUACCCAUGCCCUACUCUCCCAAACAAGGUGCUAAAAAAGACUUGUAAGCCCAACAAUUUCGAAGUGGAUGAUUUGAUAUAUUACGAGACGGGCGACUUCGGACCUACGUGGACGUCUGCUGAUAACAAACAAGAGAAAGACGACCAUAAGUCUCAAACUACCAGCGCUUGGCAGUACCUUAAUGUUGGAGAGGAUUUCGGAACAAAGCUGGCUCUGGGGAACUCUAUUCGGCGCUCCAUGUAUCCCUAUGGUGGGUACGUUGUAGACCUUGGGUACACCAGCGAUGAUAUUUUGCCGGUCGUUGCUGGCCUGAAAAAUUCUCUAUGGAUUGACAAUGCCACUGCUGCUGUGUUUGUGCAAUUUUCGUAUAUCACCCCGUCUGCUCGACACGUAACUGCUGUCACAUUGGUAGCCGAGUUCCUGGCUGAAGGCGGCGUGAAUUUGUGCCAUCAGACUCACAGCUAUAGGCCUGUGUAUAUUUAUAACAUAGUCGACUUCAUAGUGAUGAUACUUCAGGUUUUACAUCUAGGAGUUGCAUGUCUCAUCGUGUUCGAUUUAUUCGUGCAAUUUCACGCAUCGCGUUGGACUGCUCGAGGAAUCUAUAAUGUUGUUGUCGAUUUAUGGAACGGUUUAAGCGCUCUUAGCGUUGGUCUAACUGUGGCUGCAUAUUCCGCGUAUUACUAUCACAUUACCACUGGCAUUGCCGUAACUCAAGCGUACAGAAAAGACCCUGGGAAAUAUGCGGCAUUUUCAACACCUGCAUACCACAAUGUGAACUACUUUUUACUCAUGAGCGCUGUUGCCUUUACUGCUUACAUGCGGUCACUCAAACUAUUCCGUGGCAGUCGCGUGGUGUCGCUGAUGAUGAGGACUUUAUCUCGCUCGCAAAACCAGCUGAUCAGCGUCAGUUUCGUAGUUCUGGUUUUCAUCAUAGCUUACGGUCACUUUGGCGUGCUGUUGUUCGGCAAUAAUAAGUUUGACUUCAGGCACAUAGCUGCUGCGGGUACCGCCCUGUUUUCUCUUAUGGCCGGUAUGGACGUCCAGCAGCCCGAACACGGCGUAUCAUCGGAGAGUUGGUGGGCAAUUUACUUCGGUUCAUUCAUGAUGCUCGUCAUCGGAAUAUUCCUCAAUCUUUUCGCUGCUGUUGUCGGCGACACUUUCCAUAAAGUUCGACACAAACGAAAAAUGGGCGAGAACGUUCAUACCGAAGUGCUGGCAGUCGCAUGGGUUCAAGAACAAUUCCUGUUGUUUUUCGGUAUCCCAUCGACUAGAUUUAAAGAAAAAUAUAAAGAGGCUCGUGCAUCUAAUGAAAGUGGAGAAUCCUAUGAUUGCUACAAUUCGGUGACAACGAAUGUAACACCUUUAGCGCAAGAGCUACAACUCAUGAUUGCAAAACACAAUGACAAUAAAAAUUCUCUAACGCCGUGAUGACAACACUUGGAAUGUUAUUUUUUUUGUUUAACGUUAGGCUUUUGUGUAGUUGAGCGGAUAUGUGAAUUAACAAUUAUAGUAGAAUGGGGCACGAUGGGACACUUUUUAUUCUAUUUUCUUGUCCCAGUUGGUUGUAAACAAAUACUAUUAAAUAAUUUAUAAAACCGUAUCCUCACGACUCCUAUAAACCGUUGUUGAUUGUUUAAAACACCAUUAGGAUAUUAUGUGCUAUAAAGGUGUCCCGUCUUUCCCCACCCUAUAUUACGCAAUGGCGGGUGCAUUUUUAUGUUCGUAUUAAAAACGCGCUUGGUCCACUUAGCGUCGGCGAAA
Messenger RNA from Ciona intestinalis (vase tunicate), 3408 nucleotides. Lineage: Eukaryota; Metazoa; Chordata; Ascidiacea; Phlebobranchia; Cionidae. The record is from RefSeq and is a predicted model, not a curated record.